Molecule: messenger RNA, 1149 nt
Organism: Linum tenue
Lineage: Eukaryota; Viridiplantae; Streptophyta; Magnoliopsida; Malpighiales; Linaceae
Source: the annotation of a GenBank genome assembly
AUGGAACCCAUCACUUCACUAAUUGAAGAAGACGAAGAUGACGAAUCUGAAAUGGAAGCCAUCGCACUCUCCACCCCGCCAAUGAUCCUCGAACUUCCCGAUUCCAGUACCCAAGAACAACAACAUAGCAGGAACAACUCAUUAUCAACGAAAUCUCAAUCCUUGACCCAAUUCGUCGCGUCAAUCAAACUCAAAUCUCGAGCCGUCACGCGGGCCUUGGAGAAGAAAUUGCUGAGACGAUGCGACUGUACAGGCGAAGGCCGAUCUUCCCGCGGCAGCGGCGCAAGGAUUUACCAAGUUUGGCCUGGAAACAACGUGUUUUUCUUUCACGGAAGGCUCAUCUUUGGUCCAGAUCCAAAAGGGUUGCUUUUGACGAUGUUUUCAAUCGUAAUCUCGAGUUGGGUUUCCGCCAUUUAUAACAUUGACGAUGAUUCCUUGCCCCAUUCCCUUGUCACAAGACUCUUCUCACUCCUUCUAGCACUAAUUGUUCUUGUGAACUUGUUUCUAGCCAGUGCAUUCGAUCCUGGAAUCAUCCCUAGAAGCAACCAACCUCCCCUGCCUUUCAACGAAACCGAUUCGAGCAACAUCACCAGAACUAGUACAGAAAACAGAGUAGUGACUGUCAACGGGGUGGAAUUGAAGCUAAACUACUGCCGAAUCUGCAAGAUUUACAGGCCUCCAAGGAGCUGCCACUGCGACAUCUGCGGCAAUUGCGUUGAGAAAUUCGACCACCAUUGCCCCUGGAUCGGUCAAUGUGUUGCAUUGAGGAAUUAUAGACGUUUCUUAGCGUUUAUCUUCUCUGCAUUGGUUUUCUUCGUCUACGUAUUUGCAAUCUCCUGCUGGAGAAUCCAUGGAAGGAUGGUGGCGCGGCAGUCUGGUUUCAUGGAGAUGGUGAAGGACUGCCCUGAGACGUUGGCGCUCUUGGCUUUCAGUUUUGCUGCAAUUUGGUUCUUGGGCAGCCUGGUUGGAUUUCAUUUAUACCUGAUUGCAGUGAAUCAGACCGCUUAUGAGAAUUUCCGCCAGAGCUACAAGAGUUCUAUGAAUCCCUACGAUAGAGGGAUUCUUAGUAAUGUGAAGGAGGCUUUGUUUGCGCCUAUCUCUCCUUCGGCUGUCGACUUCCAUACUCAAGUAUCUCAAGAAUCAGUUUAA